UGCGCAGGCCCCUCAGUCGCUUGUGAGCGCUGAACACGUGAUUAACGCGAUUUUACGCUCCUCCUCAUAGUGCUUAUCACGCACACGUAACUGCGCAAUCGGUAGUUGUAAAGUUUAUAAACAUACAAUUGCCCGGGAAAACUUGGAAUUCUUUGAAAACAUUGCAAUUAUCAGUGAAAUUUAUUGGUGAAUUGAAAUAACGUUUCGAGUUACUGGGAAGUUUUGUUGUGCGCGGCCACCUCCCAACCUCGUGUGUGAGAGUUACAGCAUAUUGUUGGUUUUGGACCGUGUGCAAUAAUCGCGGGAAAUUCAGUGAAAUCUUGACUUGCUAUUACUUUGGAAAAGUCUAGUAAGAACUUGUGCUUCGUCAUUGUGACGACUUUGGAACCCCGCGUUUAUGCGCCUUCGAAUUUGAAUCAUACACAUAUCACUCCAUCUUUCUCAUAUACACGCAAGUGCGUCGGCGUUGCCAGAUCAACACACCGAGUGACGAAUUUAUAAUUUCUCGCAUGAUCAGUGGAACAUCGUCUUCUCUUGUUAGUGUGUGAGUGUGUUUGUGCAAAAUUAAGCGUGGAUUUUAAAAAAAAAUUUGUUUUUGUUUAGCGAUUUUGAUUCCAGUAAAGGGGAUAACAAGUGUUGAGCGAACAAAACUUGACGCUGAUGAAAGGUCGACAGUGUUGCCGUUACGACGAUACCGCGGUUCUUAAAGACUUUCCAUGAAUCUUCCAUCUCUCAAAGACCUCGUUUAUUCAGUCGAAAAGCGAUUCCCGCCAUUUUUAAUCUUAUGAAAUCGUGUUGAAUUUUUAAGAGACGCUACAAUCAUAAAGAACGUUUUUUUAUUUAAGAAAUAGAAUUCUAUUGUGACCAGAAAAUUUUAUUUCUAAAAUUAAUACAAAUGCAGAGGGAGAAAGUUUAUUUCUACCGAAAUAUAAAGGAGAAGUUUUAGUAGGAAUAAAAAACUGAACGUUAAUCAACGCUACGUUUUUUGUGCGAAGCAGGAGAGGUUGUCUAUUUUCCCAGUGACAAACAUGAGCGCGCGAGUGUUAAACCCAGCGAUGAUGACGGAAGUGGGUCGUAAUCUUGGUGGUGCACGUGCAGCACCGAGCAGAGCAGCAUUGGCCCGUGUUAGGAGAGACUUGUUUGGUCCUGUUGACCAUGCAGCAGCCAGAGCACUUGCUGAGAAGGAGCUUCGAGCACAAUCGAUUCUUGAUGCCGAGAGAUGGGGUUUCGACUUUCGUCUGGAAAUGCCCAAGGAUAAUGAUCGGUACGAGUGGGAAACAAUCUCCUCGCAAGAAGUGGUCCCGGAACCUUAUGCGCUUCGGGGCAUGCCCUACUUGCGUAAACAUGCGCCGGCAACGCCAAGAAAACAUGCUUCUCCGAAAACCGUUCGCCAGGAGUCGAGAAGCUUCAUUUCGUCGACGCCUAUCGCAAACUUCUCUGAAAAUGCUGAGAGAACACCGCCUCAAGAACCACGAGUACCGGAUAUUGGUGACACGACAUUGGAAGAAAUCACUCAUGUUACAACAAUCACUGAAAUAUGCUGUAAAAAUGAAUGCAUUCAAGAACCAAUCACACCCACUCUUUCUACCACCUCAAGAAAACAGAGUUCCAUUACCGAUUUCAUGAAGAGUCGCAAACGCACGAUAAACGGGACCACAAAGAGUAUGGUGGAGCCACCAGAGAAGGUUGCACGCAACGCGGGCCAUCAGAUACGCAGCUAAGCGGCGCUGAGUUCCACCUCCUCUUGUUCUUCUGUUCGUUUUAUUUGUAUUUUUUUACUAUUUUUUUUUAAUUCUCUUCAUCUCCUCUGCGUCGGAGAGACAAACAAAUGCGCGCGCGCAACUCGCCCACACUUUCGACUCCGCCAAGAGGAGGCAAAAGCAAGAUGGGACAGAAGCGCAAGGUCCUUUGGCUGUGCCAUUCACGUAGUAGAUUUAUCCUCUAGCUAGAGUGAGCGAGAAGCUAUUAUACAAAGCGAAAAAGAGAGAGAGAGGUUAAUUGUUCUCUUUCAUUUUGUUUAACAAACUUAUGGAUACGCCUCAUUUUUGAAAUAUUCUUUUACUACAAAUUUCAUUUAAAAACAAAAAGUUACAGAUAGAUUUCUCUUUCUUUUGAAAAUUUCUUUUUAAAAAAGGGAAAACUGAAGAGAGGAGGGGGAGGAAAUGUGUGAUUUUCUUAAAACAAA
Messenger RNA from Leptopilina heterotoma, 2185 nucleotides. RefSeq lists its product as uncharacterized. The record is from RefSeq and is a predicted model, not a curated record. The transcript has 2 exons. Gene Ontology annotation, cellular component: nucleus. The coding region runs from base 1029 to 1721 and encodes 230 amino acids. Gene Ontology annotation, molecular function: cyclin-dependent protein serine/threonine kinase inhibitor activity. Gene Ontology annotation, biological process: regulation of cell cycle. NCBI's taxonomy places the organism in Eukaryota, Metazoa, Arthropoda, Insecta, Hymenoptera, Figitidae.